ACACCAAGUCUUCUCCAUCACCCGCUAUUCCGGCUCCCCCCUCCUGUUGCUCCCUCGUUUGCUCUCGCGUCGGGCCCGCGCUCCUUCCUGACGACCGCCCUGGUCUCCGGAGUCGUCCUCUUUCCCGUGCCCCCGCGACCCAUGUCCAAGGGAGAUUCUCCCCCUGGCCGGGGGCGUGCUCUGCGCCCCCUGCUGCUGGCCGGGCUCCUCGCCCUGGCCUGUCUCGUCCACACCGCCAGGGCUGCCGGGAGCCUGACCGGCCUGACGCCCACAACGCUUCAGCUCCCGAUAUUGAACGUCAGCGAGGUCAGCACCUUGACUCCUACAACGCCAAAGUACAACCCGGCCGAGAUCAUCGUGGCCGCCAUCCAAAACACCAUCAACACGUCAAGCGAGACUUUCCCGGUGCAGACGCGCAUCCUCUUUGGCGAGCUUGACACCCAGUCCCUUAAUACCAACUACUGCCCGACGGAGAUCAACUACUACCACCCCAUCCUGCAGUUUGCCACGGCCGAGGCCAUCACCGAUGCCGACCACAUGGUCAUGGCACACGGGAAUGUCUGCUUCUUCAGCCCCACGACAACCAUCAACCUCCCCACCCUCACCUACAAUACCCGGCCCAGUUCGACUGAGGCUACCUGCCUUUCACCGACCAGCCUCUACGAGCUGCAUCGGCUGAACGUCGGUGCCAGUAGCCAAGUGGAUGCCUACUACCCGGGGCAGGGGUUCCUGCCGGUUCUCACUCAGCGCACCAACCUGUCCAAGCCGGUGUCCUUCUUCUUCGAGCUCCUCGGUCGCAGCACCAUCCCCUCGCUGGCGGUGGAUUCCUACCACCGGUAUGGCGCGCCCAAGCCCUUGUUCUUUGCCACCGGCGUCCACUGCCCCGCGAACUCGAGCUGCCAGUUCCCCGGCUCCAGUGCCGCGCAGUGUGUUUGUGCCAAUGACUAUCGGCCAUCCGCCGAUCUCAAGCUUUGCGAGCGGAUUUCCUGCCCGGCGAAGGAGGCCUUCAACGCCAGCUGGCCACUCACCCUCGGCAAUGCCCAGGCCACGGGCACCUGUAAUGAGGGCUGGACCGGGCUGCCGACCCUGAAGUGCUCGGCCGACGGUGUCUGGGCCACCUCCCCGAGUGGCACUCCUUGCACACGCCGUGUCUGUCCGGCUAUCUAUGAGAACUUCACCCAAUUCCCGGCCACCGACUCCCUGGAGGUGGCCAACGGAGUGUGCGACGCGGCGGCCGGCUAUGGUGGCACCAUCCCCCGUCAGUGCAGGGCCGAUGGAACGUGGGGUCCCAUUGCCCCGGAGGACUCUUGUGGCCAGGUGGCCUGCUUCGCCGAGACCAGCCCCACCACCGGCAUCCGCCACCCACAAACCCUCUUCGGCCAGGUGGCCACGGCCACUUGCCCCGCGGGCUUCGCUCCCGGGCUGGACCAAGUUCGCAUCCAGUGCAGCUCAUCCACGCGGAAGUUCGAGCUUCCCUACCUCAACGGUGCUGGCACCGCAUAUCCCUCCAACUCGUCGCCCUGCAAGCUGUCCCCCACCCCGUCGUCGCAUUCGCUCUCCUCGCUCACGGCCAGCCACCGGAAUUCCAACAGCAUCACCCUGCGCUGGGGCCUGACCGUCGAUCGGGUUGGCGACAAUGUUGCCGUCAUGACCGGGGCCUCGACUUCCUCCCUGUUCACGACCAUCACCGGUGGCGAGUCGAUCAUCAGUGACAAUUUCCGCAUCGUCGGGCUUUCGCCGGUCCGGUCCUACAACUUCCGCGUGAGCAUGGUCGACGACCCGGAUGACUUUGUGCAGAUGCAAUUCACCACCACGGUGGCCCCCCCGGGGCCGAUCUCCCCGCCGGACUUCCCGACCGCCACCCGGGCACAGAUCACCUGGGCCCCGGUCAGCUUCGCCAAUGGCUACCGCGUGAGUCUCGCCUCUCGGGGGACCUACGCCGAGCCGGCCUCGGGGGCUGCCCUCUUCGCGGACGAUGAGUAUGUCCUGGUCAAGGACACCACCGACACCACCAUCAUCCUGGACAAUCUGAUCGCCGGGGACUCGUAUUCGGUGCGGGUGCAGGCCGGCGCCGGGUCCGACUGGGAGCCCGACGGCUCGGUGGUCAACUUCGUCCAGAACUCCAAUGUGGUCAUGCCGACCGAUCCGCCGACCGGGUCUUCGUCCAGCGGCUCCGGCCCGGUGGGGUCGCUGCCUGGCGACGGGUCGAGCUCCUCCCCGACCGAUCCCUCCGGUCCGGGCUCCUCCCCCGGCGGGUCGGACUCUGGGUCUCCCUCCAACUCCGGCAUCGGCAGCCAUGAUCCCGGCUCGUCGUCCAUCGGUUCCUCCGGGUCCGAUCCCAAUCCCACCAAGGGCCGUAGCCUCCUGCCGAUUGUCCUGCCAAUUGUGCUGGUGCUGCUGCUGCUCGUGGUGGCUUUGGUGAUCAUUUGGUUCUUCUGGUACCGGCGUCGCCGGGGCGGCAAAAACAAGGCCGACGAUGUGGACGCCGGCACCGGCGGCAUGCCCCUGAGUCCCAUGCACGGGGCCAGCAUCCGCUCGGGCGGGUCCGGCUCGGUUGGCGGGUCGAUCGGCGGCGGGUCGGCCGGCGGCGGGUCCUUCAAUCACCGGUCCAUGGCCGGGCGCGUGCGCACCGCCGAUGCCACCGUGGUCAACACCCUGAUGGAUUUGUCGGUGCCCGGCUUCCUGGCACUGGAUCUGACCCAGCAAAUCCGCCAGGACGAAGUCAUCGGCACCGGCGGCCUGGGGACGGUCUACUGUGGCACGGUCCUGGACCGGGCCAUUCAGGACCGGUACCAUGUCGAGCGGGUGGCCAUCAAGUAUGUCCAUCCGGAUGAGAAGAUCUCGGAGCAGGAGAAUACCCAGCGCUUCCAGCAGGAGGUCAGCAUCCUGUGGGCCCUGUCCUUCAAUGACUAUGUCAUCCAGCUGAUUGGCUUCUCGGCCUCGCCGCCGGCCAUCAUCACGCCGCUCUAUGACACGGAUCUGUACCACCUGCUGCAUGGGCACGACGGUGAGGCGGCCAUCAUCCAGCGCGGGACCACCCUGCCGCUGCUGCCCAUCAACCAGGUGGCCUGGCUGGUGUAUCGCGUGGCUCGUGGCCUGGCGUCCAUCCAUGCGGUGGGUGUGGCCCACCGGGACAUCAAGAGUGCCAAUGUCCUGCUGAACCCCUCGCGCGAGCAUGCCGGCUUCUAUGACCCGGUCAUCUGUGACUUCGGUCUGGCCACCACCAGCGAGGAGGGCGUCAACCGGAUGAAGGCCGUCGCCGGGCUGUCGCCUCGGUAUGCCUCGCCGGAGACCUUCUCCCACAACCUCCUGUCCACGAACAUCACCACUUCCAUUUUCGAGGACCAGCAGGCCGACAUCUAUUCUUUCGGUGUGCUGCUGCACGAAAUCUUCACCCGGUCCAUCCCGUGGCUGGGCUUCACCAAUGAUGAGAUCCAGUUCGAGGUCCGGUCCGGUAAGCGCCUCCCCGCGGUCGAUGUGCUGGACUACAAGUCCCACCCGGCGGCAUUGGUCAUCAAGCAGCAGAUGGACGCCGCGCUGUUGGCCCGCGCGGCCAGCCGGCCCACCAUCCAGGACAUCAUCGUUGCCUUUGCCAGCUUCAGCGAGGUGUGA
Molecule: messenger RNA, 3612 nt
Organism: Fonticula alba
Lineage: Eukaryota; Rotosphaerida; Fonticulaceae
Product: serine/threonine protein kinase
Exons: 4
Coding region: 142-3612 (1156 amino acids)
Biological process (GO): protein phosphorylation
Cellular component (GO): membrane
Molecular function (GO): G protein-coupled receptor activity; protein binding; ATP binding
Source: RefSeq, a predicted model, not a curated record